Messenger RNA from Vigna unguiculata (cowpea), 1717 nucleotides. Its product is annotated as O-Glycosyl hydrolases family 17 protein. Lineage: Eukaryota; Viridiplantae; Streptophyta; Magnoliopsida; Fabales; Fabaceae. The record is from RefSeq and is a predicted model, not a curated record. Gene Ontology annotation, molecular function: hydrolase activity, hydrolyzing O-glycosyl compounds. Gene Ontology annotation, biological process: carbohydrate metabolic process.
GUUGGGACAAAGGGUACUCAGAAAAACAUAGGUAGGAAAAAAAAACAGCAUGGGAUUCAGACAUUUUAGUACGUGUUUUUUGUUAGCACUAUGUAUUCUAAGCCAAGGUUUGGCAAAGGGUGCUCAUGGCUUCGCAUGCAACUGGGGAACGCGUUUAACACACCCUCUUCCACCUCAAAUAACUGUGAAACUGAUGAGAGACAAUGGAUUCAAACAAGUGAAGCUAUUUGAGGCUGAUCCUGCUGCACUGAAGGCUCUUGGAAAUUCUGGCAUUCAAGUAAUGGUUGGCAUACCCAACGACCUCUUAGCAACCCUCGCUUCCAGUGUCGAUGCUGCCAUUGCAUGGGUCAACCAAAAUGUAUCCAACUACAUAUCCAAAAACGGGGUUGAUAUAAGGUAUGUUGCUGUGGGAAAUGAAGCGUUUCUGAAAACAUACAAUGGUCAGUUUGUGAAUUCAACUUUUCCAGCAAUCCAGAACAUUCAAGCAGCGCUUAUAAAAGCAGGAUUGGGAAGGCAAGUGAAGGUGACAACGCCGUUAAACGCAGAUGUGUAUCAAAGUGACAGUGGUCUUCCAUCAGGGGGAAACUUCAGGCCUGAUAUUCAUGACCAAAUGAUCUCCAUAAUAAAGUUCCUGAGCCAAAAUGGUGGCCCUUUAACCUUCAACAUCUACCCAUUCCUCAGCCUUGAUGCUGAUCCUCACUUCCCAAAAGAAUUUGCGUUCUUCGAUGGCUCAGCUGCCCCUGUGGUUGAUGGCUCCAUAACUUACACCAAUGUGUUUGAUGCAAACUAUGACACUCUCAUCACAGCUCUUGAGAAGAACGGUUUUGGGCAAAUGCCUGUGAUCAUUGGAGAGGUUGGAUGGCCAACAGAUGGAACAGCCAACGCCAACAUAAAGAAUGCUCAAAGGUUCAACCAAGGCCUAAUCGAUCGCAUUGUGAAAAGGCAAGGAAGUCCCAAAAGACCAACCCCACCUGAUAUCUACUUGUUUGGAUUCAUAGAUGAAGAUGCCAAGAGCAUUGAGCCUGGCCCUUUUGAAAGGCACUGGGGUGUCUUCAACUUCGAUGGUUCCAUCAAAUACCCUUUAAAUCUUGGUGGCGGAAAACAGCUAGUUGCUGCAAGAGGGGUGAGGUAUUUGCCAAAACAAUGGUGUGUCAUGUCAACUCAGGCCAAUGUUCAAGACCCUAAUGCUUUUGCUGAGAGCAUGAGCAAAGCAUGCACAUAUGCUGAUUGCACACCUCUUUUUCCUGGUGGAUCUUGCAGUGGAUUAGACGUAAGAGGCAAUGCUUCGUAUGCAUUCAACAUGUACUUUCAGACCAUGGAUCAACGCAAAGAUGCAUGCAAUUUCAAUGGCCUCUCUGUCAUCUCUAACAUCAACCCUUCACCCCCUCAAAGCUCUUGCCAGUUCAAGAUCAUGAUCGAUCUGGGGAAGCAUGAAAGGAAGUCCACCCCUCCUUCCGAUGCACCAAAACUAAACUCAAAGCUCGUGCUGGUGUCAAGCUUCAUUUUCACCGUGUUGUUGUUCCUUUAUGUGUAGGUUUUUUUAUUUGUCUUCUGCAGAGAGAUUCACAACUUCACGUACGCCACCAAUUUUUUUUCUUUAUUCAUUUAAUUAUUUUCCUUUCUGUGUCUGUAUUAUAUCACUUUCGAGUAGAUUUUCAGCCUCGUACAUGAUCAAUGAAUGAAUAAAAUUGAUCUCGUUCUUCAAGUUUAACCAAUU